GUUCUUUUGUUCUUUUUGUCUUGUGGGUAUCUUGCAUUUGUGUAUUUUUUUUAGUUGCAUUUGCAUGCGUUUUAUCAGAAUUCUUGAAUAUUUUGCUUUACUUUAAUCUUUUAGUUUUAGUUGCUUUUUAUAAUCCUAUGGGUUGUAUAAGAAACAUAUAUGAUUUAGCAAGUUUAGUUUGUUCUCUUUUGUUGUUUUCUUGCUUUUUAAUAUUUGUUAUUGUCAUCAUGUUUAUUGUGUCGUGAUAUUAGUGUUCCUUUCUUAAAUGCUCUGUAUUGCUUUUGUUUUAGUUGCUUUGUACACCUUGUUGAUUGUAUAAGAAACAUACAAUGUGAUUUAAUGAGUUUAGUUUGUUUUUUUCUUUUGUUGUUUCUUGCUUUUAAUAUCUGUCAUCACCAUAUAUUGUUUGUUGUGUUUCGAUCGUCACACUAUUUUGCUGUUGUUAGUUCUGUUGAAUAAUGCUCUGCAUUGAUUUGGUUAUCUAGUUGACAUGCUUUAUUUGCUGUUAUUUGAUUUGGUGCACUUGAGCCGAGUGUUCUUCAUAAACAACGUCUCUAACUCCGCGAGAUGAGUUAUGGAUAAGUAAGUUAAAUUCUCAAGAAUCUGUUAGGAAAAUUUUGACAGACGAGUAAAGUGCAAACUUCCAUGGAUUCGUUUACGUACAACUGGAAGACACCAAAUGAGUGUGCAAAGAGUUCUCAACAGGAGCCUGAACAGGUUGUAAGUGCUGCAUCUAUCUAUUUUGCAUCAGAGGAGGAAGCAAUAGGAGUGGAACAAUUAUUUGCAGAACCUGAGUAUGGCGAUAUAGUCGAUACUCUUCUAGAUUUCAACACAUGUGCCUGCAGUCUUCCAGAGAGCUACACUAAGGAGUUUUCAGCUUCGGACUCUGUCGUAACAAAUAGUGAUCGUGCCUUUCCCCUAGAUGCAGUUCAAAGAGGUCUCAGUGAAGUGGAUAAAACAAGGGAGAAGUUUCUUGAUGGAUUGUCAAACGGAUAUAAUGAAAAUCAUUGCAGCAUUUCAUGUGAAGAUUAUCUUUUGGAUAUCGAACUUGAGGAAGAGAUUCCCACCCUUGAUGAUGUCACAAGAGAUGUAUCCUGUAUAGAAAAUGUGAAUUUGGAGAACAAGCUAGCUGAUUCAGAACAAAGAAAUUGUGAUGUUCAUGUGUUAAAGUUGUCUGAUGCAAGUACCUCAUUCGAUCAUGACGCUUUAGACAAAUUUGAGGACAUGUCAACUGAUAAAUUACUUGAGGUGUUCAGGAAUAUGUUUGGACAUCAAACUUCGGUUGCGGAUAAGCAAUGGCUGGAAUCCCACAUGAUAUUUGGCUUGGAAAACCAGGAGAUGUCAGACAAGAAUUACUGUUUCCCGAAAACCUCUCUUGAUUCAAGCGAAAAUCAAGGGGUUAAAGUCCUACCAGCUUGUCAGAAUCUCCUUAAAGUAUCUACUGCCUUUGCUAGUAUAUUCAAUUUCAGAACAAAGCCAAGGGCUCAACACGUGAAAAGGAGAGAACAUAUCCAAUGGAAUUCCUUCAAAUGCUUAUCUUCUGCAGCAGGUGAAAUACAACUUGAUUUUCCGGAUAAGUGGGAUAGCAAGGAGUUGGCUAAAGAAAAUUUAAAAUGUGAUGGGACGAAAUUAGGAAUAUCUGAACAACAUCUGAAAUGUAAACCUUCGCGAGGAGGAUUUGGUCGGCGAUAUUAUCACAGAGGAGCCAAAGUAUCCUCACAAGGUCUUGGUAAAAGAAAUUUUCAAGUUGGAUGCAUCCAAAUUCCACCUGGUCUGCCCAUUGAGGAGCGACUUAUCAAGAGGGAGGGACAUUUAUCCAAAGAUUGCAGGGCUAACAGAGCCUAUAACAGCAACAUCCAUUCAGUUGAGGCACAAGAUGAUCCUUCUGGCACUCUUUCUGACCAGUCUACUGAUAGUUCAUCUGAAGAUGAUUGGACCAUUGGGAGCGAGACCCGAGGAACUAACCAAGACAGAAAACACAAUAAGUAUUGGUCAACAACUGAGGUCCUAAAGUUGGUGGAGGGUGUUUCCAAGUAUGGUGUUGGCAGAUGGAGCGACAUAAAGAAGAUGUUUUUCCAAUCAUCUGUGCAUCGUAGUCCAGCUGAUCUGAAGGACAAAUGGCGGAAUCUUCUGAGGGCUAGCUGCCAACGAUUGCAGAGUCGGAGAGGGGUUGAUGCCAAGAAGAAGCAUGGCAAGUCCAGGAUUCCUCACGAGGUCUUGAACCGUGUUCGUGAGCUUGCUGUCAUCUAUCCAUAUUCAAGGCGACAUAGAACAAGAAUCUCACCAACUGCAUCCCUCGCGUCUUCUUCGAACGUGGAGUCUGAUAGUCAGUUGUCUAUUAAUGAGGAGCAGAACACAUUGAAUCUCACAUAUUAGAUACUAAGCUACUUAGAAGGAUAUCAUUCAUACCUGUGAAAAGCAAAAUUCUUAGUAGUAUAUAUUUUUGCUGGCAGUAACUAAUUCUAAACUUUGUACAAAGUUCAAACUAGAGAUCCAAAUCUCUAACAGAUUGUAAUUACUUAUAUUCUAGUUAAACAUCUUUUUGUCAGAAAA
Solanum lycopersicum (tomato) is the source of this 2553-nucleotide messenger RNA. Lineage: Eukaryota; Viridiplantae; Streptophyta; Magnoliopsida; Solanales; Solanaceae. The record is from RefSeq and is a predicted model, not a curated record.